GCGCGGGGCGGAACUGAAUUUAUUAGACCAGCAAGCCAACAAAAAGCAUCCGCUGGACAUAUAACUGUGCUGUUUGCAUCAGUUUUCUCUUUCAAUCUAUACUGCAGUCUUCUCUAUACACUUCAUUGAAGAGUACUGGAUUAAGCAAAUAUGGCGGAAGAAGGUGAGAUGGAACAUAUUGCCCCUAGUUCUCUCAACACAGGGAUUGAACCAGGAACACUAGUGGAGGUGAAGUUUGAGAAAAACCCCUAUCGAACCCAGAAGUACCUGGAAUCAGAACCAAAAGCUUUAGGGUUAACGCUGAUUAUGCUGGGUGUCUUUGUCAUGAGUACCACAAUUUUUUUUCCAUUCGGGUUUAAUGAAAACGCAAUCCUGAAAGUUGUCUCUUCAUCAGUUAGCAUAAUUGCUGGUAGUGUGGCAAUAGCAGCACAGAAUCUUCAUCUGCCUAGACUGAAAGCCUGCUUGGGGUUGCAGGUUGUGGGGUGUGUGGCAUCAUUGUUGACCUUUCUAGACAUGGGUGGAAUGGGGCAAUAUCACUCUAACAUCUGCUGGGAGGAGCACCUGAAUGGAACAUCAGAAUCAGAAAUGUGUAGCAGGAUUUGGUCCAUUACUGAGCAUGUCGCCGGAAUAGAGUUGCUUGUGCAGGCAACUCAGUUUGCUCUCUCGGCCACCUUGGCUGCCUUCUGCUGCAAAGUAAUUCACUGCUGCUCACCAAAAAGGAAUGUGCCUGUUGUUGUGGUGAACACACCCCCAGCUCCACAGUGAUUCACAACCCAUGUAGCUACAGCUUCUGUUUCACAAAGAUGCAUUAUAAAUGUACUUACAAUACUUGCAUAUUUGUUAUAUGUAUACCAUAUAAAGGUAACAUUCUUAAUUAUAGGGAAGAAUGAUGAAUGUGAAGUUCCUUACUUGGACCACUUUUGAUAGAUACUGACCACUGCAGACCGGGAACACCCCACAAGAGCUGCAGUUUUGGAGAUGCUCUGAUCCAGUCGUCUAGCCAUCACAAUUUGGCCCUUGUCAAACUCGCUCAAAUCCUUACAUUUGCCCAUUUUUCCUGCUUCUAACACAUCAACUUUGAGGACAAAAUGUUUUUGCCUAAUAUGUCCCACCCACUAACAGGUGCCAUGAUGCGGAGAUAAUCAGUGUUAUUCACUUCACAGUGCUCAUAAUGUUAUGCCUGAUCGGUGUAGGUCAUAUGUUUAUAUUAUAUGUGAAUAUAUAUGAAUAUAUAUGUUUGUUUAAAAUUGUAUAAAAUGAUGGAACACUCAAGGAACGGACAGACAGGAGUUGGACACACAAGAAAAAAACCCCCAGAUAAAUUAGUAUAGCAGACCAUCUUUUGGCGAUAUUUUGGCGCAGGCCAUCUCUCAUACAUCGUAAGAUUGUUUUCCUUUAAGAUGUCAAACUGGACUUAAUAAUCAGGACAAUUAAAUACAGUGAAGUUUUUUUUAUUUUCCAUGGGCUUGUACACUUACAACUGGAACACAAAGCAGGAUGAGCUUACUUUCAUAUUUGACUUUCUGCAUUUUUAUGUGAAGAGAAAUCUGAAAUGAAAUGCAUUCUCUAGAGAAUGUGUGAGCUUAAAUAAAAUGAAUAUUGUACACUG
Messenger RNA from Hemibagrus wyckioides, 1609 nucleotides. RefSeq lists its product as uncharacterized. The transcript has 7 exons. The record is from RefSeq and is a predicted model, not a curated record. The coding region runs from base 151 to 765 and encodes 204 amino acids. NCBI's taxonomy places the organism in Eukaryota, Metazoa, Chordata, Actinopteri, Siluriformes, Bagridae.